CAAAAUAAUAAAACUAUAACGCUAAUAUCCAAUAACAUUAAUACAAAGACGCUCUCCACGUAUGCGUUGUUGUACAUUAACCAGAGAAAUGGCUAAAGUCUUAGCAUUUUGUGUUAUCGCAUUGACGUUAGCACCGGUGUCAUUAGCUUCUGACAACAUCGUUUUAUACUCUGAAGACGAGAAACAAUUACAAGUGGAGUAUGGAAAAAGGACAACAUUGAAGAAUUUGAAGCUAAGCUUUUAUGAAGAUUGCAUCGACAAAGACCCAUGUGUUUGUAACCCAAAAACCACGGGCAAUGCAGACUACGUACGUUACUUUUCGGAAUCAGAGAAACAAGAGUGUAAACAUUUUGAACAAAUAGGUCAAUCGAUGAAUGAUGUUUUGCAAUUUUGUGUCGAGAUGGAAAGCAGUUAUUGGUUUGGUGGCGCCGAAACGGGCUUACAGGAAUGGCCUCUAAAUAAACUUAACUGGACAGACAGAUCGUAUGUGACAAAAGAGGCAGACCAUCAAGCAAUUGUCGAAUCGUAUUUCUUCAAUUCUGACGGGUUUUCCAUACACAUUAACGAUUCGGUCGCCUUAUUUGUAGACAUUAACGGCCCAAGACCUGGUUAUAUGUGUUUUACGGCCAAAGUUAUCGCUCCGUACAGAAAAGUUAAGAAUGUUAUGCAAUUCCGGGUGUGCAAAUUUAGUGAUCCCCGAAAAGCUCACGAAAACGCCAUUAAAGAUUUCCUCGGUUCACCCAAGUCCAUACCCGAUCCUUACGUAGUGAAGCACCCGAUUUGGUCGACUUGGGCCAGGUAUAAAAAUGACGUCAACACAUCUGUCAUUUUGAAUUACGCUCAGGAAAUAGUCGACAGCGGAUUUCACAGAGGUACGUUCGAGAUCGAUGACAACUGGGAAAACUGUUACGGCAGUGCAGAGUUUAAUACCACACGAUUCGAGGAUAUUAAAGGGAUGAUAAAUAAAUUAAAAUCAUAUGGUUUCAAGACUUCCUUGUGGACACAUCCGUUCAUAAAUAAUGAAUGUCCUAUUCACGAGACGGCCAAAAAUAAGGGAUAUUUUGUAAAUAGUACAUCAGGCAGAGUGAACUCUAAGUGGUGGAAUGGCAAUGCUUCUUAUAUAGACUUCACAAACCCCGAAGCAGCGGCGUGGUGGUCGAAUUCUCUACGCGAUUUAAUUGUAAAAUCUGGAAUAGAUACAUUCAAGUUCGAUGCAGGAGAAGCCAGCUGGAGCCCUCAACUUCCGGAAUUUUACGAUGAGGAUUUGACCUAUUACCCCGAUAACAUUGUAACCGCAUACCUCAAAACUAUUAAGGCCUUUGGCAACGAUAUAGAAUACAGGACAUCCAGAAGGAGUCAGGAGUUAGGUUGCUUCUUAAGGAUGUAUGACCGUGAAUCUCGGUGGGAUUUCCAACGGGGACUUCCGUCGUUAAUAACAUCUCUGAUACAGUUGAACAUGAUUGGAUAUCCGUUCGUGUUGCCAGAUAUGAUCGGCGGAAACGGUUACUUCGACUUACCGCCCUCCAAAGAGAUGUACAUUAGAUGGAUGCAAGCCGCCGUCUUCAUGCCAGUCGUGCAGUUUUCAUAUACUCCUUGGGACUUUGACGCACAGACAUUGGAGGUGUGCCGAUAUUUCAUGGAUCUCCGCAAUAAAUACACAGACACAAUUGUGGAUUUGAUGAAACAUACCGUCGCACAUGGUAGCCCGGUGAAUCCUCCGGUGUGGUGGAUCGAUCCCACCGAUUCAGAUGCACAUGCAAUUGACGACCAAUUUCUGUUGGGCGAAAAAAUCCUGGUAGCUCCUGUUCUCGUCGAAGGUGCAACUACCCGCAAUAUUUACUUACCCACUGGUUUGUGGAGGGACGAGAACCAUCCCGGAAAUGCACUAUUGUCCGGAAGAACUUGGCUGAUCAAUUACCCUGCCAACCUUGAAGUCCUUCCGUGGUUCACUAGAGUUAGUUCAGAUAGUGAGCCAGAACCGUCCAGUUCGGUUUCUCAUAAUAUGUCGUCUACCAGUUAUAUUGUCGUUUUAUGUAUAAUCGCGUAUUUAUUUAGAUUACAUUUCCCGAUUUACCGGUCUUGAAAUGUAUAGAUCUCUAUCUAAAACGUUAGUGUAAUAUUUAUGUUUUUGUUUGUACAGUAAGCCAAGUUUCGUAAAGUAGAUACUCGAGUAAUUAAUGUAUUCAAAUAAUUUUCAAUCCGUAUUUUGAAUACUUUUGAAAAAAGUACUUGGAUAAAGUAUUUUAAAUACAUUCUUAAAGUACCUGUAUUUAAAAUCAAUUUAAGAAUUUAUAGUUGUAUAUUUUUUACUAUAUAUUGUACUCAACCAAAAAAUCAAAACUUCGACAAAAAAAAAAAAGUUGUAUUUUUAUAGUUAUUCCUUGAUACGGUGUAAAAUGGUCUAGGUAUACAAUUUAUGUAACACAUGAAAAUGGUUAAGUUGAUUUAUAAGGUAAAAAAAAAAUGUUAUAAAUAAUUUGAAAGUAUAUAAUAUAAAUACUAUUUCGUACUCUUUUA
Molecule: messenger RNA, 2517 nt
Organism: Acyrthosiphon pisum (pea aphid)
Lineage: Eukaryota; Metazoa; Arthropoda; Insecta; Hemiptera; Aphididae
Product: myogenesis-regulating glycosidase
Exons: 8
Coding region: 62-2083 (673 amino acids)
Biological process (GO): carbohydrate metabolic process
Molecular function (GO): hydrolase activity, hydrolyzing O-glycosyl compounds
Source: RefSeq, a predicted model, not a curated record